AUGUACAGCUGCCCGCAGCGUCUGCUGGAGAUUUUGACAGUAUCAGUGACGGUGGGCUUGGCGGGAGUGCUGCUCGUGGUGGUCAGCAGCCUUGUCCCGUUUGGCCACACGCAGUCCCAGCCCGUCGUCACCGCCUUCAACGUUUCCACUUCGCCGCUGAUGCGGAUGCGGAUGCCGGUCCUCUAUGCGCAGGAGGUGUCACCACCACCACUGCAAGACUACGUAUUUUUUCGUUUCACGCUCAGGGCUGACUUUUCCCCUUUAUGGGACUGGAACACAAAGGCAGUGUACGUCGCCUGCGUCGCCCGCUAUAGCACAGACCAGUACGUCGUGAACGAAGUGACCCUGCUGGACACCUUGCUGAAAAGCAGGACGGCGGCGGCGGAGUGGCAGCUUGACAACGCCGAGAAGUACCCGCUGGAGGACGCCCGCCUCGGGGCCCUGGCUGGGGUACAGGUCCAGCUCUCCAUUCGCUACCAGGUGCUGCGGUACUGCGGCUACUCUCCCACCUUUGAGAUCUCACCCGUGGGAAACGUGUUCCCGGUGUUUACGCUUCCGCGAACAUACGCCUCUUCGCUGCAGGACGGACAUGUAGCACACACAACGUAA
Trypanosoma rangeli is the source of this 609-nucleotide messenger RNA. Its product is annotated as peptide hydrolase. The transcript has a single exon. The record is from RefSeq and is a predicted model, not a curated record. Lineage: Eukaryota; Euglenozoa; Kinetoplastea; Trypanosomatida; Trypanosomatidae. The coding region runs from base 1 to 609 and encodes 202 amino acids. Gene Ontology annotation, biological process: protein targeting to ER. Gene Ontology annotation, cellular component: signal peptidase complex; membrane.